UCGCCCGCGGUUUCUCACCACACCGCUGUGGGAUCCGCCAUUCCGCCUGUGCCCUCUUUAUACGCGAACGCUGCGCAUGCUCCGGCUUACCCGUCCAGCCCGUCGUCUAGGUCUAGCUCCGCGCCGCGGUUCCUGCUUGCUGCUGGUUUCGUCGUCGGCGGGAGAAGAUUUCCGCCUUCUGAUUGGUCGGAUCGGAUCGGAGGCGUCUUCUCGGUCCGGCGUCUCUAGCUGCUGCGUACGUGGGGUCUGAUGACGAAGGUGGCGGUGGCGGAAGGCCGGAGCCACGGCGUGGCGACGGCGGUGAAGGGGCGGAGGGAUUCUAGCAGCAGGCGGCGGCUGAGCGGCGCCGGCGUGACCGUGCGGCGGCGCGUCCAGCAGGUGGACGCGACGGCCGCGCCCGCGCCGACGCCGCCGCUGCUCCAGCGGCUGCUCGCGGCGUGCCGCCGCGCGUUCCGGGGCCCCGGGACCGUGCCGGCGCCCGACGACGUCGCCCUCAUCAGAAGCAUCCUCGACAAGAUGGGACCGGAAGACGUGCACCUGAGCGCCGUCACCAAGGCCGCCGCCGAUUCCGGCGUCCUGAGACGACGGCGGCGUCCGAUCAUCACGCGCACCACCAUCCACGAGUGCACAAACUUCUCGAUCGUGGUCUUCCUCCUGCCCCCGGGCGCGGUCAUCCCGCUGCACGACCACCCGGGGAUGACGGUGUUCAGCAAGCUGCUCCAAGGCUCGCUGCACGUCACCUCCUACGACUGGGCCGCCGGCUCGGCCUCCCAUGGCCAUCCGGCGGCGAGGCUGGCGAGGCUGGUGCUGGACGCCGACCUCCGCGCGCCGUGCGACGCGCUGGUGCUGUUCCCGGAGUCCGGCGGGAACAUGCACCGGCUCGCCGCGGCCACGGCGUGCGCGGUCCUCGACGUGCUCGGCCCGCCCUACUUCGGCGACCGGGACUGCACCUACUACCAGGACCUCCCGUACUCCCAGCACCGCCUCCUUGCCCGCAGCGAAGAUGAUGAUGAGGCCGCUGCCGGCGACGUGCGUGCCGGUGCCGCCGCGGGUGAUGAUGAGCAUCGUCGACGUCAGGGGGCGCGCCGCCUGGGGUGGCUGCUGGAGACGGGCAAGCCCAAGGAGCUGGAGAUGUACGAGCUAGGUGCCCUGCAGGGGGGCUCCGAUCCUGACCGUGUAGGCUGCAGAAGCACUGGCCGGCCUGCUGACAGCAGAGAUCGACCAGAAUCAGAUGAUGCAGCUCGUCGCGCAGAUGCAUGAGCUACAAGUACGCUCCGUGUCUUGGUUCGUGGGCUCGUUGCCAACAGCAGCUUCAGACUUUCAGUAUACGCAGCACACAUACGAUCGACCUUCUUCCGGUCUGCUUGUAAUUAUGUGGUGGCAAAGAUUGCUGUCGUGUGCCAACGUCCGGGCCAAUCGUUUUGUUGCUUUGUUAUUAGUCCAGUCUUAGUGUGUGGUUUUAUUGUAUUGUUAUCAAGACUGAGAAGUUAGUAACCAAGACAAAGCAGUAUCACGGUGAUAAAACUUCUCUCUCA
Molecule: messenger RNA, 1535 nt
Organism: Panicum virgatum (switchgrass)
Lineage: Eukaryota; Viridiplantae; Streptophyta; Magnoliopsida; Poales; Poaceae
Product: plant cysteine oxidase 1-like
Exons: 3
Coding region: 250-1260 (336 amino acids)
Molecular function (GO): oxidoreductase activity, acting on single donors with incorporation of molecular oxygen, incorporation of two atoms of oxygen
Source: RefSeq, a predicted model, not a curated record